AUGGCAUCCUCCGCCAGCGACCCGCUGCUCCCGGGCGAGCCGCCGCACCGGCGGCGGUUCCUGCCGCCGUCCAUCCGGCUCAAGACGUCCGUCUGGUCGGAGCUGGGCGGCGCCGUGGGGGACCUGGGCACCUACAUCCCCAUCGUGCUGGCGCUGUCGCUGGCCUCCCACCUCGACCUGGGCACCACGCUCAUCUUCACCGCGCUCUACAACUUCGCCAGCGGCGUCCUCUUCGGGAUCCCCAUGCCCGUGCAGCCCAUGAAGUCCAUCGCCGCCGUCGCGCUCUCCUCCGCGCACCUCACCGUCCCGCAGAUCAUGGGCGCCGGCAUCGCCGUCGCCGCCAUCCUCCUCUUCCUCGGCGCCACGGGGCUCAUGACCCGCCUCUACCGCGUGCUCCCGCUCCCCGUCGUCCGCGGCGUGCAGCUCUCCCAGGGCCUCUCCUUCGCCUUCACCGCCGUCAAGUACAUCCGCUACGACCAGGACUUCUCCCGCUCCUCCUCCGCCUCCACCUCCGUGGAGCGCCCCCUGCUGGGCCUCGACGGCCUGCUGCUCGCGCUCGCCGCGCUGCUGUUCAUCCUCCUCACCACCGGCUCCGGGGACGACGACGACGCCAUCAACGCAGCCGACGGCCGCGCCACCGCGCGCCGUCGCUCCUGCGGCCGCGUCCCGGCGGCGCUGAUCGUGUUCGCGGUCGGCCUGGUGCUCUGCUUCGUGCGUGACCCCUCCAUCUUCCGCGGCCUCCGCUUCGGGCCGGCGCCGCUGGGGCUGGUGAAGAUAACAUGGGAAGAUUUCAAGAUCGGGUUCUGGCAGGCGGCCGUGCCGCAGCUCCCGCUGUCGGUGCUCAACUCGGUGAUCGCCGUGUGCAAGCUGUCGUCCGACCUGUUCCCGGAGCAGGCGGAGCUGUCGCCGGCGAGGGUGUCCGUCAGCGUGGGGCUCAUGAACCUGAUCGGGUGCUGGUUCGGCGCCAUGCCGUGCUGCCACGGCGCGGGGGGGCUGGCCGGGCAGUACCGGUUCGGCGGCCGGAGCGGGGCGUCCGUGGUGUUCCUGGCCAUCGGCAAGCUGGCGCUCGGGCUGGUGUUCGGCAACUCGUUCGUGACGAUCCUGGGGAAGUUCCCCAUCGGCAUCCUGGGCGUGAUGCUGCUCUUCUCGGGCGUGGAGCUGGCCAUGGCGUCGCGCGACAUGGGGAGCAAGGAGGAGUCGUUCGUGAUGCUGGUCUGCGCCGGCGUGUCGCUCACCGGCUCCAGCGCCGCGCUGGGGUUCAUCGCGGGCGUCGUGCUGCACCUGCUGCUGCGCCUCAGGGAGGUGGACUGCGGGGAGCUCGUCGGCCGGCUGAGGGCCAGUAUAUCUGUAGGAAAGUUCACGUCUGUAGUACUGAUUUCUGUGGCAGGAAAAUUUGACUGGUGA
This is a messenger RNA of Triticum turgidum subsp. durum (durum wheat), 1404 nucleotides long. The record is from the annotation of a GenBank genome assembly. NCBI's taxonomy places the organism in Eukaryota, Viridiplantae, Streptophyta, Magnoliopsida, Poales, Poaceae.